AUGACCCAGGGGGGCAUGCGGUGCAUGUGUAUCCUGGUGGAGACAUUGGACGUGGUCGCCUGCGUCGAGGCAAACCGCCAGCUUGGGGCCCGAGGCCGUCGGACGGCGGGCGCGCUGGGACGGUCAUCGCAGCUGGCUGCCGUGCCACUGGCACCACCUCCGCGGCGACGGCACAAGCGCCAGGUCAAAGCGUCGAUCAACGCGGAGUGCUGCCGAGGACCACGACGGGCACCGUAG
Molecule: messenger RNA, 237 nt
Organism: Ectocarpus siliculosus
Lineage: Eukaryota; Phaeophyceae; Ectocarpales; Ectocarpaceae
Source: the annotation of a GenBank genome assembly